ACAAAACGGGGAGUCGCGAGUCAAUCUUACUGCGCAUGCGCGUUCUACCCGGCUAGAAGCACGGAGCGAAAUUAAGGAAGAAAAAAAAACAAAUUUGAAAGUGAAAACAGCGGCGACAUUUUCACGAGGAUGCCUUCCGAGAGCGGCAGACUCUGACCAAAAGGAGGUGCGUUGGUUCAUUAAGAGCGUCUUGGUGACACGGCAACGUUUUCCGUGUUAUGCUAAAAUCUUAGCUGUUGUGGUAGAUUGUUGCUGUGCUGUCAACCAAGGAGAAGUUAUGGCCUGUGCCCGGGUACCACUGGACGAGCAGCAGGUGACUGAACGAGACGCGGUGGGCAAGGAGCGCUCGUUGCCCGCACUGCACCCCGACAGGAAGGAGGAGCGCUUCUUUGUGCCUUACGUGCCUCUGUCAGCAGAUGCCUGUCCAGCAGAGGUGGAGGAGUUCCUGGAGCGAAGCAAAUUCAUCCUGGAAGAUUUGGAAUGGCUACUCGCGCUGCCGCAUGACAAAUUUUGGUGUCAGGUUGUGUUUGACACAUCGCUGCAGAAAUGCUUGGAUUCGUACCUCCAUCAUGCCCCUCGUCGCCUUGACCUGGUCCCUGAGCCCUCAUCUCCGGGAGUGGCAGAAACUCAACGCGCACUCCACCGUGCGGUCUUCUUUGUCUUCCUUAGAAUGGCCACUCACAAGGAGUCCAAGGAGAACUUCAUUACACCUGCUGUGUUUGGGGAAGUUCUGUAUGAGAACUACCUGUUUGACAUUCCCAAAAUAAUGGACCUGUGCAUGCUGUUUGGGAAAGGCAACGCUCAGCUGCUGCACAAGAUGAUCGAGAACAUCUUCACCCAGCAGCCGUCUUAUUACAGAGAUCUGGAUGACACUGUGCCCACCAUUUUGGCGGUGUUUGACACCAUCGAGGAGAAGUGUGGUGUCCGCUGUGACGCUGCUGCUGCCGCCGAGCCCAUGAAGCUCAAUGCCCGCAAUCAACCCACUUCCAUCAGCAUGACUCAGCAGGACUUUGUGGACAUUGUUCUGUACCUUUGUGACACCAGCAGUACGUUGCACGCCUUUCUGAAUAUCUUCCCAGCCGCCUGUUCCACCUUCCAUUCACACAGCUUCCUCAGCAGAUUGACCUCUUUUUAUGAAAGCGUUGUGCCUGACCUGGAAAUGGCCUUGACAAAGAGGAAAUUUGAGGAUAAGAGUCUCCAAGAGGAUGUGUGGCAGAGGUUGUCCCACUCAUGUCGUAAGAUGCUGGAGAUUGCUCACCUGCUGCUGCAUCACACCUGCCUGCAGCCCAUUCUGGAGGGGGUAGAAAACAUGCAAACAUUUGCUGAAGAGCUCCUGCAACACUUCACGUCGUUUCUUUCUGAGAAAAGAUUCUUGUGCGACUACGACAAGCUGUUUCCCAUCGCAGAAGAUGUCAGCCUGCUCCAACAAGCACUUCCUGUCAUCGACGAGACCAGGACAUCCUACCUCCUCCAGGGUGUCCACAGUGCCCGGGACAGCAUGGGCAGAAGCAAACCACAACCCACGGUGUCCGUGUCACAGUUGGCCAAUCAAGAAACAAUGCGUGAGGCUUCACUCUCCAUCGGUCAUGAUGUGAGACAAGCAGAAGGUGGCAGAGAGAGUCCUAGGGGGGCUGAGGCCAUGCUGGAUGCCCCUCGUAGAGGAAGCAAUGGUGCCAUUUGUCCGGUGAGCGAAGCUGAGCUGGAGUCACUGCUGUCGUGCAUCCGGGACCUGCUGCCUGACUUGGGUGAGGGCUUCCUGAUGGCGUGCCUAGAGGAAUAUGGCUAUGACUCAGAGGUGGUCAUCAACAAUAUCCUGGAGGGGCAACUGGCACCUGCCUUGGACGCAAUGGACCGCAGCAUGCCAAGGCCAGUGAAAGAAAACCUCCCUGGGGUCCUAAGCAGUAGAUCCAAUGUGUUUGACGACGACGAGUUUGACGUAUUCCGCAGGGAUCGUGUGGACAUGACUCGUGUCUGGAAGGGAAGGAGGAAAGGCGAGAGCGUGGAGGAGCUACUGAAUGACAAGCAGCACAUAUCUGAGCAGCGCACCCGCUACCAGGCCUACCAGACGGUGGUGGAUGAGGUUGAGUUGCAGCCAGGGGACACGGCAGAAGGCGCAAGGGGCACAUCAGCUAGCUACGGCAUAGGCGAUGAGUAUGAUGACGAGUACGACGACACAUACGACAUGAACCAAGUGGGAGCCAACGACCAGGAUGGAGACACUCUGCUGAACAGGAGACCCUUCACAAUACCUAGAGUUCUGCAGAAAGCUAACAAAGCUGAGGAACCACAGGAAGAAGAAAACCAAGAAGACCAAGGACUGCAGAGCAACAUGAACAGAGACCAGUUUAUAGAGGACCCCGCACUGCUGAGGGAGCGAGUCGAAGCCAAACGAACAGCCAUGCAGGAGAGGAAAGGGAUCCGGGUGGAGCAUCCCAGCCAUGUGGUGGGCCGUCCCAAAGGCCAGGGGCAGACGCUGGAAACAUUCCUGGAUAGACGAAAGAAGGAGGCCAACAAGGGCCGUGGGGCCAACCACAACCGCCGCAACAUGGCUGACCGCAAGAGGAACAAAGGUAUGAUCCCCUCGUGAUGGGAAAAGAAGCAAAAGAGGACUGAUGUUUUUUUUUUUUUUUUGACUGAUGCUCUUCUUUGGACAAUUUAUUUGAUUGGAAACCAAAGCCAAGAGUUAUUCAAUGAAGAAAAAAAAAAAAAAGGCAAACCAAAAACUUAACAUUUGGAAGAAGUCGAAGUUUAUUGCAUUGACAUUAUUCAGUUUGCCGCCUUCAUGUCACAAACAGCAAUUCACCAGAUUUUGUACAUGGACUUCAUCUGUCAGCACUUUGUAACCACAGAACAUGAAAAUACUUGGAAUAAAUACUCGACUAAGGUCUCCAA
Messenger RNA from Syngnathoides biaculeatus (alligator pipefish), 2892 nucleotides. It is a transcript of the gene ascc2, whose product is annotated as activating signal cointegrator 1 complex subunit 2. Bases 278 to 2587 code for a protein of 769 amino acids. Gene Ontology annotation, biological process: regulation of DNA-templated transcription. The transcript has 19 exons. Gene Ontology annotation, molecular function: ubiquitin binding. The record is from RefSeq and is a predicted model, not a curated record. Lineage: Eukaryota; Metazoa; Chordata; Actinopteri; Syngnathiformes; Syngnathidae.